CUUCCGUGCGAUGCGAUGGGUGACCCACCUCUUCUUCCUUUUUUUCCCUCUCCCUUCUCCCACUAAACGCGGUAAUCAAUUUUCCUAAUGGCUCUUCUUAUUGAUCAGCACGAACUGUCGUUGUGGAAGCGUCUUGUACACGGCAUUGAAAACAAUGACGCUGAGAAAGUUCGUCAAUCUCUAGACGAAGGCGAUCCUUCCGUGUUAUUUAGUCACACGCAAAACCAUGUCGUCCUGACAAAGCCAGGGAUGUUUGGUGAUGAACUUGAUCAUGUUAAUGCAUUGCAGCUCGCUAUUCUGAAAAACAAGGAGCUUAUUGCUUUAAUGAUCAUUGAAGCCGUGUGUAAAAAUCAAAGUACAAAAUCACCAUGCCUCAACCACCGUUGCGCAAAGGGAAACACCGCUCUUCAUUUCGCAGCAUUUCACAACAUGCAUGAAAUUAUAGUGAUGUUGUUAAAGGCAGGAGCCAAUCCAUAUAUAAGAAAUGAUCAGCGCUUGCGACCCUUGGAUUGCAGUCAUGAAGAAGAAACCGUUCUUGCUCUGACUAGUCAAGUCCGACCCUAUUCACCACCCGCUUCGUCGUUUUCGUCGGUUCUUUUACAAAAAGCUGCAGCUCGCCAACAGCCACCACAUACCCCUCCCGACAUCACGUCCACCAUCUCUCAAGAUUAUUUUGAUUCCCCUCCCAAAAGUACUCGUCCACGAUCCAAGGAUUCUUCCAUCUCCAUCCCCACUCCACCGCCUUCGCCAACAAGAACUUGCAACAACCCUACUCCUACUGUUGUAGAUAAUGGAACACGCAGAGCACGUUUCACGCUUCAAUCGGUCUUCAUUGAUAGCUGUAUGAAUGGAGAUAUUGACGCCGUUCAGGAUGCACUGAGUCGUGGGGCUAAAAUCAACGCCCGACAUGGUGCAAACGACAAGUCUCCGCUCAUGAUCGCUUUAGUGAACGAUCAAGAAAACGUAGCUCGCUUGUUGCUUUCUCGCCAAGAUAUCAAUAUAAAUUAUCAGGACAGUAAUGGUAAGGAACACCAAGAUUUUCUUUUGCACAGUGACAAGAGUGAGCUGGCUACUUUAUAUGGGAACAAUUUCUUAAAACAUAAAUGACAUUUGCAGGGUGGUCGGCUUUGCAUUACACUGCUGCCAUGGGCUUAUGGUCGCUUUUGAAUGACAUGGCUAUGAAAGAAGGAGUGGACUUGUAUAGUGUCAAUGGCAAUAAUGAAUUGAUUGAAGACUGUCCUGAGGAUAGAUUGGACCGAACAAAAUGCAAAGGUAGGCGGACGGGGGAUAGGCAACGGCUGAUU
Messenger RNA from Umbelopsis ramanniana AG, 1304 nucleotides. RefSeq lists its product as uncharacterized. The transcript has a single exon. Bases 88 to 1107 code for a protein of 339 amino acids. The record is from RefSeq and is a predicted model, not a curated record. NCBI's taxonomy places the organism in Eukaryota, Fungi, Mucoromycota, Umbelopsidomycetes, Umbelopsidales, Umbelopsidaceae. Gene Ontology annotation, molecular function: protein binding.